Messenger RNA from Malaya genurostris, 481 nucleotides. RefSeq names its product cytochrome c oxidase subunit 6A1, mitochondrial-like. The coding region runs from base 35 to 394 and encodes 119 amino acids. NCBI's taxonomy places the organism in Eukaryota, Metazoa, Arthropoda, Insecta, Diptera, Culicidae. Gene Ontology annotation, biological process: mitochondrial electron transport, cytochrome c to oxygen. The transcript has 2 exons. Gene Ontology annotation, cellular component: mitochondrial inner membrane. Gene Ontology annotation, molecular function: enzyme regulator activity. The record is from RefSeq and is a predicted model, not a curated record.
CGAAGUUAGUUUUUGCAUAAUUAUCGCAGUUAUAAUGACUUCAACAAAUCAAAUUAUUUGUCGUCGAUUAUUUUCGCCGACCGUGGCUCGGAAUGCCAGCUUUAGUUCAGCUGCCGUAUCCGGACAUGAAGGUAGCAGCGGUGGUACAGGAGCUGGUGGCAGUGGUGGUGGUGGUGCAAAACUUUGGAAGAAACUGACAUUUUUUGUUGCCCUCCCGGCCCUUGGACUGGCCAUGGCGAAUGCAUAUUUGAAGCAUGAGGAACAGGAACGCCCCGAGUUUGUGCCGUACGAGUAUAUGCGCAUUCGGCACAAACGUUUCCCGUGGGGCGAUGGGAAGAGGAGUUUUUUUCACAAUCCCCAUAACAAUCCCUUGCCGGAUGGAUAUGAGAACUAGGUUCGCGGUUCGGUAUGUCGAAGUUGAAUUUUUAUGAAUAUUAAACUGAAUCGAGAAAAUAAAUUUUUUUUUGCUGUUGGAAUCGAA